ACUUCGUUUCCAUGGGAUCUGUGCUACCGGUGUCUGCAAACAGAGGCGGCGAGUUGUGACGUACCGAUUUAGGGAUGCUAAGUGUCCCGCGGAAUAUUUGAAAUAGUGUUUAUAUUCUGUGUUUAAGGAAUUCCUAGAUAUGGAUAAGUACAGAGCACAGUUAUGGGUUAAAACCGACCCGUUUCUCGUGGGUGCUCUGCAGUUGCCGCCCCCGUCUAAGUUCAGCAUGCACUAUUUGCGCAAGAUGUCCACUUAUGUCAGGACCCGCUCUGUGGAAGGCUGCUACCCGCGGCUGUACUGGGUAAUGUGGCGGCACAUCGCAUGUGGCAAGCUGCAGCUAGAGGAGGACACGGCCUGGUUGUACUUUGAAGUGUUCCAUAGCCUGUCUGAGAAGAAUGCACAAAAAAGCCUGGAGUGGGCAGAGGCUGCAUCUAGCUGCACAUCGCUAGAGGAGUAUGAGAAGGUCAAAAGUAAGCUUUCAGUGGAUACUCUACAGUUCCUGCUUUUUCUCUACAUUCAGCAGAUUAAUAAAGUUUCUUUGCGAACUUCUUUGAUUGGGGAUGAGUGGCCAAGUCCAAGAGCGAGAUCACCUACUCCUGAUUUUGCUGGACAAUCAACUUUUCUCAAUAAGAACUGGGAUGAUUAUAGCCAUCUUACCUUUAUACAGACUCACCUUCCCUUUCUUCUUGAGUUACUUUUGGAACCUGACCAGCUCACCAAAUCAUCCCAUUCCAGCCAUAACAGUUUAAUAUCCCUUGAUGCAGUUAGAUCUCUCGGCUUUCUCUUUGAAGGAACAGUGGAUAAGAACAGGACUGUUCAUCUUCUGUUGGAUUUAGCACUUUGGCAGCCAUUGCAAAAUAGAAGUGGUUUUUCCAAGACUUCUAAUACAUUUUCACUGCCGAAGAUGCAGGCUUGGAUAAGGGACAGUCUGGUAAUAAAUCCCUUUGGGAUUUCAUCAUGCAUCAAAACUGGGAGAAAACUAGCAUGGGCACAUCAAGUUGAUGGAUCAAAUAAGAGGGCAAAGGUUGCUUGCAACUCUUACACGGUACCACAUGGUCAUCGUAUGGUUGUUAUGAGUCAGGUUCAUAGACAGACUUUGGCUAAAAGUUCAGAAACACUCGUGGAUGCACGCAUUAAAAUCCAUCGCUGCAAUGAAUCUUAUAUAUACCUGUUAUCUCCAUUAAGAUUUGUGACUGUUGAGAAGUGUCGGAAUAGCACCAUUAUCCUGGGACCUGUUCAGACUACUAUUCAUGUACAAAUGUGCGAUAAUGUGAAAGUAAUAAGUGUUUGUCAACGUUUGUCACUCUCCUCUACAACAAACUGUACCUUUCAUAUUCUCACUCCUACGCGGCCUCUCUUCUUCUCUGGCAACCAAGGUGUGGUCCUUGCGCCUUUUCAUACUCAUUAUCCAAUGCUUGAAGAUCAUAUGGGACAGACUGGUUUAGCAACUUUGCCUAAUUAUUGGGACAGACCUCAUUUACUUUCAUCAGAAAACAUUGACAAAAAUAUCUGGAAGAUGAUGUCCCCUCGGGAAUUUUAUACUUUUGUUGUUCCUUUUGAAAUGGAAGGCGAUACCACAGAGAUACCCGGAGGCCUUCCUCCAGCGUUCCAAAAAGCAAUGGCGCAACGGCAGCAAAAAACACAGAUGUGGCAAAAAACUGUUAAAGAUGCUGGUUUAACAAGAGAGCAGAGAAAACAAUUUCAGAUGCUUGUAGAACAUAAGUUUAAUGAGUGGCUAAUACAGACAGAAAACAGACAUCAACUGGAUAGCCUUGUGCCGCCUUCUGAUGCUACAAAACAGGUUGCAGGAUAGAAGCAUUGAAUCUCCUGAAAUAUUUGGUGUAUAUCCAUCCAUGCCCCCACCAUGAAAGCACUUAACAUCUAAUGCUGCAUUGAUUUUGUAAUUAUUGUAACUUUUUAUUCUGCAUCUUACCUCAGGAACAAAAUGGAAGGAAAACAAGCAAAGAACCUCAGACUGUGUUUUGAUUUUCCUGCAGUUUGGCAAUUGUUUUUAUUGCAUAUUUAAAUGUUGAGAGAGUGAAAUUAAUUUAUGAACAAUAUGUUUGUCUAUGUAGUUUGCCGUUUCUGCCUUGGGGAUGCAAGCUGCUCUCUAAAACCUCACCACAAAUUUUCGAUUUUACAUCCCCAGAAAAUCUUACCUCCAUUCUUUCUUAAUCACUCACUGGAAUUAAACACUUUUUGUUUUUGAGAACUCUGGGGUUGUAUUUGAAGCCCUAGUAGUGAAAUUUAAAAAGCAAAGUAAACAAUAUAAACUUUUACUACACUUUUCACCGGUUUCUUCUUAAUAAAAUGUUUAAUCACCUCUUAUGAAAUAGAUUGCUGGUGGUUUUGCAGUAUUGGACUUUGAAUACAAGAAUUUGUGAAGAUUUUUGGACUAUAAUAUAAACAAUAUUUAAGUAUUUCCAAAGCCUGUGUUAGAUACCAUUUCAUUAAAUUCUCUAUUUUGAGGAAUAGUUGAUUAAAUAUUUUACAUUUCAUUAAAUUGAAAAUAUAUUAAUAAAUAUUUUCUUAUAACUAGAGUGCAGGUUGUUGUUUUUAUAUUAUGGAAUAAAACAAAUGUAAAAAAAUAAAUGAAAAAAAUCUUUGGCCUGCUGCUUUAAUGUAAUCAA
Messenger RNA from Bombina bombina (fire-bellied toad), 2630 nucleotides. It is a transcript of the gene TBCCD1, whose product is annotated as TBCC domain containing 1. Gene Ontology annotation, cellular component: spindle pole centrosome. The record is from RefSeq and is a predicted model, not a curated record. The coding region runs from base 140 to 1813 and encodes 557 amino acids. Gene Ontology annotation, biological process: maintenance of centrosome location; maintenance of Golgi location. The transcript has 7 exons. Lineage: Eukaryota; Metazoa; Chordata; Amphibia; Anura; Bombinatoridae.